AAGCGAGGCGAGGCGAGGCGACCCGGUGCACCAUGGCCUCGCUGCUGGGAGCUUACUCGUGGCCCGAGGGGCUCGAGUGCCCGGGGCUGGACCCCGAACUGUCGGAGGGUCUGUCACCGCCCGCCGCCCCCCGCCCGCCCGGGGACAAGGGCUCCGAGAGUCGCAUCCGGCGGCCCAUGAACGCCUUCAUGGUUUGGGCCAAGGACGAGAGGAAACGAUUGGCCGUGCAGAACCCGGACCUGCACAACGCGGAGCUCAGCAAGAUGCUGGGAAAGUCCUGGAAGGCUUUGACACUGUCCCAGAAGCGGCCAUACGUGGAGGAGGCUGAACGCCUGCGUCUACAACACAUGCAGGACCACCCCAACUACAAGUACCGGCCGCGCCGCAAGAAGCAAGCCAAGCGUCUGUGCAAGCGUGCUGAGCCCGGCUUCUUGUUGGGCUCACUCCCCCGGGACCAGAACACACCCCUGCCUGACAAGCGGGGUGCCCGGGGGAGCCCAGGGGAAGAGGAGGACCGGGGUGAGUACUCCCCAGGGCCAACCCUGCCCAGCCUCCGUGGCUGCUACCAUGAGACAGCAGCUGCGGCUGGGGGCAGAGCUGGGGCCACCCCGGGUAGUGUGGACGUCUAUCCCUACGGACUGCCCACGCCCCCCGAGAUGUCUCCACUGGACAUUCUGGAGCCGGAGCCUACCUUCUUCUCUGCUCCCUGUUCUGAGGAGCAUGCGGCCCCCCGCCGCCUCCCCCACCUGCCUGCACCUCAUUACGCGCCAGAAUUUGCUCCCAGUCCCCACCACUGUAGCCAUGCCCUGGGCCCCCUGGGGCUCAGCCAACCCCCCAGCGUUCCUCUAUUGUCCCCUGUACCGGGCUGCACGCCUUCGCCUCCCUUCUACCCUCCUACCCCCUAUCACCCUCUCCACUCCAACCUGCAUGCACCUCUGGGCCAGCUGUCGCCACCACCAGAGCACCCUGGCUUUGAUGCCCUGGACCAGCUGAGCCAGGCGGAACUUCUGGGGGAUGUGGAUCGCAAUGAGCUUGACCAGUAUCUGAACACACCCGGCCACGCAGACUCCGUGGUGGGGACCAUAGCGCUGAGUGGACCGGGGGCCACGAGUGCCCCAGAGACUAGCCUCAUCUCAGUGCUGGCUGAUGCCACGGCCACCUACUACAACAGCUACAGUGUGUCCUAGAGCUGCCCUCGCCUCCUGCUUGCCUGGCACAGGGGAACCCGGUAGGCAGGUCUGGGCGGCUCCAGCACACAGAACCUUGCUCUGCCCGCUGCGCCUGCAGCCUGAAGCUUCCAGCAUCUUCCUUCAGAGGAGCAUCUGCCCACUGCACCCCGGGACUCAGGCCAGACCCCCCUGCCAGGUGCAGCUUUUGGC
Suncus etruscus (white-toothed pygmy shrew) is the source of this 1379-nucleotide messenger RNA. RefSeq names its product SRY-box transcription factor 7 (gene SOX7). Gene Ontology annotation, biological process: cell differentiation; anatomical structure morphogenesis; regulation of DNA-templated transcription. The coding region runs from base 33 to 1187 and encodes 384 amino acids. The record is from RefSeq and is a predicted model, not a curated record. Lineage: Eukaryota; Metazoa; Chordata; Mammalia; Eulipotyphla; Soricidae. The transcript has 2 exons. Gene Ontology annotation, molecular function: RNA polymerase II cis-regulatory region sequence-specific DNA binding; DNA-binding transcription factor activity, RNA polymerase II-specific.